CGGAGGGGGUUCGUUGACUAGGAAACAAUCGGUUGCUGGCAGACGGAGCGUAGGAUUUGACAGCGUGAGAAUACUCGUUAGACACAACGGUGGGUUUCGAAGUACGCCAGAGCCAUUCAGGUGGAGGCACGUGUUCGUGCAUCAGCAACGUGUACGAGCAAUAAGCCAUCUGGCAAUAGGAGAUAUAAACCUUAUGUAAGGGUUUGGAAGAAGCCUAAUAACUAUCUCGAAUAUUCGAACAAUGUACAUCAAAUAGUUUCUACGGCGUCGUAUUGAAGGAAAAUUAUUUGUGUUGAGUUUGUUUGGAGUCGAGAGCUCGGUGAAAGGUGUUACGGACUCGUAAUUUUGCCACUAUACAGUAGCUAAGGCAAUAUUACCCCAAAUUUAUCGAUCAAUAUCAAUCCGGAAUCUGGACAGUGGCAGCUAUAAAACAUAUAAGACAUCCGUCGCCGGAAACUAAUACCCGAUAUACUAGUGUCUAUCAAUAGACACUUUUGGCGCGCCAAGGCCACAAAUAUUGUGCACAGACGACGACUGCAGAGGAUAGCAAAAUACUUCUUUAAAGGCAUCUGAAGUAACACGGACGGAAGCAUUCACAAAGGAUACCUACAAAAUUUUGUCCAAAGCAUCUAUCCUCCAGUGUCAGAAACCACUACAGAAAAUAGCGAAACUGAGACGUUUUGUCCACUGCAUCUAUUGGAAACAACGUCGAGCACAGCUAAAUUUCUCCUUGCAAGGGCAUCUACAUCGACGAAAACUUACCGAAACUGCUAAAAACUAUGGUGAAAAAUAUAUCUGUUCAGCCGUUGAUGUCCGAUAAAGGGAAGGAAAAGUCUUUCGCUUUAUCAUGCCACUCAAGAGGAAGCCAGGCGUCUCUUAGGAGCCACAAGACCCACAACCCGCACCACGAGGAAGAGACCGUUCAACUCUUCACAGAGCUUGCAGCAAAAGGUUCCUCGGAGAAGCUGCGGAGUUUUCUUAAGGAGGACCCAUCGCGAGUCGGGCUAGUCGACCAGAAAGGCAGGUCUGCGCUACAUCAUGCGGCGGAAAAAGGCCAAAUUGAAGUUUUGGAAUAUGUCUUAUCCCUUGGCGAGGAUAUCAACCUGAAGGAUGACGAUGGGAACACCGCCCUCCACCUGGCCGCCCAGUCAGGCAAGAAGGAGGCUGUUCGAUUCCUCUUGGAGCACAAGGCGUCUUCCGAUUGCUUGAACAACAAAGCAGCCUCCCCCCUUCAUCUGGCGAUUCAGGAUGACAAGGCCGAGGUCGUCGAGGUGAUGUGCAUGUACAAGCAAGUUGAUGUCAACUUUCCGACGGGUUGUGGAGCAACACCACUACAUGUGGCUGCUUGGAUAAAUGCUGCCCGAUCUGUCAAGAUUUUGUUAAACGCCAACGCAAACAUAGAAGCCACGUGCCACCCCAAGCUAUUGACGCCGUUCCAUGCCGCAGCAAUUGCAGGGGCCGGUGAAAGCUUGAGGCUCAUUUUGGACUACGUGCAAGAGACUCUUCUCUCAAGUGACUUCUUAGGAUUGCCAGACGUGGAACAGAGCACACCUCUGCACUCAGCAGUCAGCAGUGGCAUCUUGGAGGCUGUGAAAGUCUGUUUGGAAGCGGGUGGGGACGCCGGGAGCCAACAGAGUGACAAGUCCACACCAAUCCACCUCGCCUGCGCCAAGGGAUCCGUGGAGAUGGUGAAGGUACUGUUGGAUUCUGGUGGGCCACAGAACCAUGGAUUCUUCACCAAGAACUACAUUGAACUUCGCGAUGGCAUGGAAAUGACUCCACUUCACCAUGCUGCACUCUACGACCACGUAGAGCUUUGUCAGUAUCUCAUCGAGAAGGGAGCCGACAUCAAUGCCCAGGACAUCGAGGAACGCACCCCACUGUUCCUGGCGGCGUAUAAGAUGGCCGCCAAUGUCAUGUGCGUCCUUCUGGCUCGUGGCGCGGACAUCACCAUCAAGGACAAGCUGCAAAGGAACUUCAUCCAUGCGGCAGUUAUCAGCCAUUGUAAACUGGAGGCGCUUGGGAAAGACAUCAGCAAGUAUGAUGAGUUAUUGAAUGAGAGGGACGACAACGGCUGCACCCCUCUGCACUACGCCUCCCAACUGGGCCUUCUCAACUCCAUGGAUAUGCUUAUCAGCACCGGGGCGGCUCUGAAUCCGAAAACAAACGCCAAGGAAUCACCGCUUCAUUUCGCUGCAAAGUACGGCCGCUUCAACUCGUGCGUCAAGCUCCUCAGUGGCAAAGACGGGUGUCACCUGAUCAACGAGGCGGAUGGCAUGUAUCAGACAGCACUGCACAUGGCCGCCGAAAAUGGACACGAUAAGGUGGUACAGCUUCUGAUGAAGAGAGGGGCCAUCAUACAAAAGGACAACAAUGCAAACACGCCACUUCACCUUGCAGCGAAAAACGGUUACAACCGGACCAUCAUGUCCAUCCUCGCCGUCCACGCCCACAUACUCAACAGUAAAGGAGAAAAUGGAAAUACAGCACUGCACUUCGCCUCUAUCGGUGGACAUUCCAGCGCUGUUAUCAUAUUGCUGAACGAAGGGGCGGAGAUUCUCUGCAAUUCAAACAGCGAGAGCUUCCUGGAUAUCGCCCUGACCCAGAAGUUCACAGACGUGGCACUUGCCAGUGUCAGGCAUGACAGGUGGGAGGAGCUGUUCAGCACUGGUAGUUGCAUCUAUAUGUGCUACGUACUGGGUUUCAUCAAGCAGUUACCAGAAAUAUGCCCUAUCGUCUAUGAUAGAAUGAUCAAAGUGGAGGAAGAUAAAAAUGGAAACACGGUGACGACGUAUAACUUCGCUCUCAUUCAGAUGAAUAUGAAAGACCAAUUAGAGAUGAGAAAGAAUGGUCAGCCAAUCAUGCCACUUGCCACACCAAAUACAAUGGUGGCCCACAACAGAGUUGAACUUCUGAAUCACCCACUGAUGGUUCAAUACCUCAACAUGAAGUGGAAUGCCUACGGACUGAAACUCUUUGUCUUGAGCGUGUUCGUAUACUCGAUAUUUCUUGCCGCGCUGACCUACUUUGUGACCAGUUUCCCAAAUUGGCAACACACUGAUAACAUCGUCGGGAACUACUCAGACGACGACUACUACAACCAGAGCUACGGCUACAAAUUCCAAUUUUCCAUUGGACAACUGAUCGCCGCGACAAUAAUCGUCGUCUUCUGUCUGUUGAACAUGGUGAAGGAGGUCAUACAGAUGGUACAGCAGAAAAUGAAAUAUUUCCUUGACGUCACCAAUCUGUUGGAGUGGAUCCUGUAUAUAAGCUGUUCCGUCUUUCUGUGUCCCUCCCUGACCAUGAGCACAUCGACUCACUUUCAGUGGGAGUCCGGCGCCGUUGCGACAUUCCUAGCCUGGGUCAACCUUCUUCUGUUUUUCCAAAGGUCAGGACGAUUCGGCAUCUACGUGGUGAUGUUCUUGGAGAUCUUGAAGACAUUGAUUGAAGUGCUCGUGGUGUUCUUCGUCCUCAUUGUGGCCUUCGGUCUCGCCUUCUACAUCGUUCUCACCAACAAGACAAAUUCCGAGAACGGCCAGGGCACUCUAGGGAUGAUGCUCCUCCGCUGCGCCAUGAUGAUGCUUGGCGACUACGACUUCAAGGAGACAUUCCUCUACCCCCUCACCGAUUCGGACACCACAACCGCCCACUUCGCCACGCUGACCGUGGUCCUUCUGGUCGCCUUCAUACUCCUCAUGCCGAUAUUACUGAUGAAUCUACUGAUCGGUUUGGCGGUCGGUGAUAUCGAGAGUAUUCAGAGGAACGCUAGACUGAAGAGAAUUGCCAUGCAGGUUGAACUUCACACCGAUCUUGAAAAGAAGCUUCCGGCCUUCUUCCUAAGUCACGUCGACAAACAGGAAGUCGUGGUGAAACCCUGUUGCUCUGGAUACUCCAAAGUCUUGAGUUCAAUUUCCACUUCGCGGCUCGGAGAGGGGGGUUCGGAAUUGGAUGCGGACGCGAAGAAAGAUGCCUUUGUGUAUGAAGAGCUCUUCAAGCAGAAACAAAAAAUGAAAGAAUUUUCUCAAACGUUGGAAAAGACAUUCGACCUGGUACGCCUGAUGGUUCAAAAAAUGGAGAUCAAGACUGAAGCGGAAAAUAGGGACGAGGGAGUCAGCCCCUGUGAAAGCGGGCAGGCGGCUCUCAACAAACACAAACUCCAACUUGCCGUCUUAUCAAAGUUAAAGCGAUAGACGAUAGGACAAUGGCAUUAUGGAUGAGGAGGUCUGCCCCUGUGAAAGCGGGCAGGCGGCUCUCAGCGUACACAAGCUCCAACUUGCUGUUUUGUCAAAGGAAAAGCGACAGGCAAUGCAUGUAGGGUUAUAUUAAGGUGACACUGACAUUUGUAACUAUGUUAUCAACUUUGUUACAACUCCAUCAUAAACUAAAGGACUAUGGCACACUGAAAUUUGUAAAUACGUUAUAAACUUAGUUACCACCUGUCUCAAGAACACUGAUAUCGUCUGGUACAACCAAUUUCACCAGUCUUAUAAAUAUCUAUAAUAGUACCUAUGUGUGUUGUCCUGUGCUGUGUGAUCGUAUGAAUGUGUAUAUUCAGUAUUCCAUUGUCUUCAACGUGAGAUCGAGAAACAAAAUUAACUUACUUACAUGUACAUGUACUUACUUAUCAAGUAUAUACAUGUACUUGGUAUCAUGGAUGAGGAAGUCAGCCUCUAAGAUACCUUGCAGGCGGCUGUCCUGUAAAAGAUAAAGCGAGACAGACACUCUAUAGGCUAGGUGGCUCUGUAACCAUGUCCCAUUACGCACAAUAUAUAUCAGUGCACAUGGCAAAAUCAAAAGUGGCGCAAAUUAGAUAUUCAUAAACACGGAAGUUAAAAUGUACUAGCAUUAUGCAUAUGCUGUAGGGCACUGUAGCAUGGGACAUUACGUGUGAUCACAAGUGAUGGACCUUCGUGUCCGAAAUAGAUAUCUUUUCUGUCGAGCCAGCACGCCAUGGUUGUGGUAUAAUCCUGUACGGUAUAGGCCUUCUUCACCAAUACAAUGUGAUAGUUAUGAAAAUAAUAUAUACCGCGUGUAAUGAAA
Lineus longissimus is the source of this 5040-nucleotide messenger RNA. RefSeq names its product transient receptor potential cation channel subfamily A member 1-like. The record is from RefSeq and is a predicted model, not a curated record. NCBI's taxonomy places the organism in Eukaryota, Metazoa, Nemertea, Pilidiophora, Heteronemertea, Lineidae. Gene Ontology annotation, cellular component: membrane. Gene Ontology annotation, biological process: monoatomic ion transport; transmembrane transport. The coding region runs from base 780 to 4190 and encodes 1136 amino acids. The transcript is spliced from 24 exons. Gene Ontology annotation, molecular function: protein binding; monoatomic ion channel activity.